CUCCAUCCCCCCCUCUCUCUCUCUCUGUAAGAUGAAAGAGUACCCAUACGGUGACAGACAGAGAGAAAGCUUUGAAAAUGGCAAUGGCUUGGAGGCUUCCUACCCUGCUGGCAACACCAGGAAAGCUCCAUCACCAUGACUCCGAAAAGCUAUCGUUCCAAGCCUCGCUGUCAUGAUGCCGGACUUUAGCUCCAGUCCAUCUCCUUCCUUCGUCAUCUUCUUCCACCUCUACCGCCACUCAUUCGUCUCCUCCCUUCAACAGGAAAGCUUUCAUUUUUCCAUUUUUAUUCACAAAUCGCAAAAAAAAUCCCAUAUUUUUGUUUACAAACUUGAAAGGAACCCAUAUUUGUUUUCAAAUUUGAAAAGAACUGAAUUUUCACUUUUUGAUUUGUGUGUGCAGGGACCAAUACGUGGCGUUUCAUGAAAUGUACGGCCAGGGCGGGAGCUGGGGCUGUGAAUCUUGCUCGGAGGACACCCGUCAGACCCUCCAGCAUACUGGUGGUCGGCGCCACCGAGACUUUGGGGAGGCAGAUUGUGAGGAGAGCACUUGAUGAGGGACAUGAUGUUAGGUGCUUGGUUAGGCCGAGACCACUCCUGCCGAUUUUCUAAGAGAUUGGCGUGCUACUGUUGUCAAUGUAGAUUGGGAAGGAAAAGUUGCUCUUAUACAAUGAAGUUAUUUGAUUUGUUUUCUGUUCCAUCCACAACUGUGACAAGCAUCCCGAAGUUCCACUUAUGGAGAUCAAGUAUUGCACUAAAAAGUUUCCCCAGGAUUCAAACAUAAAUCACGUCAUAAUUCAUUUAUUUGGAUUCAUGCAAGUAGGUUUCACUUAAACUUCCUCUCUUACUAUCUUGUUACUGGCAUAUCCAGAUUUUUGCUUCACUGUCAGCUUGAUGUUUCAAAUUAAUUUCCGUAUCUUCUUAUUAUUCUUAUUCUCAUAUAGCACUCCUCCAACCCCCAUUCACUUUUUUUUUAUCAGAAACAACAAUUAAACCAGAUAGAGUUAUAAGAAGUUGCACGUAUAAAAAUCAUUCAAAACACAGGCAUGCAUCUAAGCACACUCACCCUGAAGAGGGAAUUAUUGGACAGUAUGCAGUAUUGCAGUGCCUAUAUUAGAAGAGAAAUCAGUAUAGGGAACAGAUGCCCCCACAAGAAUUGCAUACAUGAUGUAGCUCCUCUGACCUUUAUAGGUUCAAGAAAUGAGAAAGUCAGUGGGAAGCUUGUCACAUUUGCUGGCCCUCGCGCUUGGACAACCCAAGAGGUAAUAACAUUGUGUGAAAGGUUUGCGGGGCAAGAGGCAAAUAUAACAAGAGUCCCAGUUUCUGUCUUGAGAGUGACCCGUCAGCUAACAAGGCUUUUUGAGUGCACAAAUGAUGUUGCUGAUAGAUUGGCAUUUUUAGAGAAGCAGUUGCCACUCGCAUGAUUCUAAGCUGUGAAUCAACCAUUAUGCUGCUCC
Messenger RNA from Malus domestica (apple), 1454 nucleotides. The record is from RefSeq and is a predicted model, not a curated record. Lineage: Eukaryota; Viridiplantae; Streptophyta; Magnoliopsida; Rosales; Rosaceae.